Molecule: messenger RNA, 1761 nt
Organism: Colletotrichum tamarilloi
Lineage: Eukaryota; Fungi; Ascomycota; Sordariomycetes; Glomerellales; Glomerellaceae
Product: multicopper oxidase
Exons: 5
Coding region: 1-1761 (586 amino acids)
Molecular function (GO): oxidoreductase activity; copper ion binding
Source: RefSeq, a predicted model, not a curated record
AUGCGGUUCCAACUGACCGUGGCGCUCGUACAAGCAGCGCUCUCCGCCUGCCUCGUUCAAGCUCAAAACUCUUCAUUCAGUGAUACACACAUCUCUCAAAUUCCCGAAGCAGAAGUUGUAGCCCUAGCUCAAAUUGUAGAAGAUGACCCAGAGGAUGUCUUCACUCUUCUCAAAGAUUGGGAAAGCCCCGAGUAUGCCUUGAUUUACAAGGUGCCUCUGCCAAUCCCUCCUGUCAAGGAACCUACCAAAAAGAUCAUCAACCCAGUCACUAACAAGGAGAUCUGGUACUACGAGCUUGAGAUCAAGCCUUUCAGUCAGGCGGUUUAUCCCAACUUGCGCCCUGCAACUCUGGUGGGCUACGACGGCAUCUCUCCGGGACCGACACUGAUUAUUCCUCGCGGAACGGAGUCUGUCGUCAGAUUCAUCAACAACGCUGCUGCCGAGAACUCGGUUCAUCUGCACGGAUCUUACUCUCGUGCCCCUUUCGAUGGCUGGGCGGAAGAUAUCACCAACCCAGGAGAGUACAAAGAUUACUACUAUCCCAACCAACAGUCGGCGAGACUGUUGUGGUACCAUGAUCAUGCAAUGCAUCUUACCGCUGAAAAUGCCUAUAUGGGACAAGCCGGAGCCUAUCUGAUCACGGAUGAGGCGGAGAACGCUCUUAACCUGCCUUCUGGAUACGGCGUCUACGACAUCCCUCUUACUGACAGUCUCUGGGGCGAUCUGAUUCACGUCAACGGCCAGCCCUGGCCGUUUCUUAAUGUCGAGCCGCGAAAAUACCGAUUCCGUUUCUUGAACGCAGCGAUUUCCCGCGCUUUUGCGCUAUACCUUGUUAACUCCAAUGCUGUGAACGGAAAGCUGCCAUUCCAAGUUAUCAGCUCCGACAAUGGACUCUUGGGGAAGCCGGUGCAAGUCGCAGACCUUUAUGUCUCACCAGCUGAGCGGUAUGAAAUUGUCAUCGACUUCGCUCAAUACGCUGGCCAGAGACUCGAAAUCAGGAGUUUCCCCAAGGCUGGCGGCAUCGGCGUCGAGGACGACUACUUGCAUACCGACAAGGUAAUGCAGUUUGUCGUUGGUACGACCUUAUCCAGACCCGACACAUCCACCGUUCCAGAGGUCCUUCGCACUGUUCCCUUCCCAACAUCAACUGACAACGUUAUCGAUCACCAUUUCCGAUUCCAUCGUACCAACGGCGAAUGGCGCAUCAAUGGGGUAGGCUUCGCCGAUGUGGAAAAUCGUGUUCUCGCCAACGUCCCCAGAGGCAAGGUCGAGAUUUGGGAGCUUGAGAACAGUUCAGAUGGUUGGUCUCACCCCAUUCACGUCCACCUUGUCGACUUCAAGGUCAUCGCUAGAGACGGUGACCGCGGUGUGAUGCCCUACGAAGCAGAGGGCUUGAAAGAUGUUGUCUGGUUGGGCAGAGGCGAGUCUGUCCUUGUUGAGGCCCACUACGCCCCCUGGGACGGCGUUUACAUGUUCCACUGCCAUAAUCUGAUCCACGAGGACAGCGAUAUGAUGGCCGCCUUCAACGUCACUGUUCUUCCAGAAUUUGGAUACAACGAGACCAAGUUCAUUGAUCCCAUGGAAGCGCGCUGGAGAGCAAAGCCGUACCUCAUGGCUGAUCUUCGUACUCGAGCUGGGUCCUUCUCAGACUCGGCCAUUGAGGAGGCAGUGCAGGCUAUGGCCGCUACUGACCCGUACAGCAAGGUUGACGACGUUUACAAGAACCUCGAUCAAUACUGGGCAUCGCAUGUGAGUAAGUAA